AUGAAAUUGAUGGUUAUUCUUUUGUUUGGCGGUGCAAUGAUUCUAUUUUUCUGUCGUUCUCCUAAAAUGUUCAUGGGGUGGGGCGACUAUCUUGAAAAAGUUUUUGAUAGACCUGCCAAAUUUGUUCGGGACUCAGCUUUAGCUUCUGUGGUGAUCUUCCUUAUGUUCCUUUUUCCAUCAAAUCUCUUAUUUUUCAAAAACUUUACGGCAAAGUAUCACGAACAAUUGCCGAAAGAACCCUUAAGCUCAGUGCUCAUCUGGAAAAAAAUGAACGAAACUUUACCAUAUGGCUUCAGUUUCCUUUUAGGUGGAGGUUUUGCUCUUUCGUCAGCUGCUAAGAAAUCCGGCUUAAACGAGAAAAUUGGAGAACAAUUACAAAAUUUAAAAGAUCUACCCAACGUUAUAAUUAUAUUGCUAAUUGUCAUCGUUGUUGUUUUUGUAACGAACUUUGCAUCGAAUGUCGUUGUUUGUAAUGUGUUCGUGCCCAUUGUGAUGCAGCUGGCUAAAGAAAUAAACCGGAACCCAUUUUGGUACGCAUUGACGGGAGGUAUAAGUGCUUCGUUUUGUUACAUGUUGCCUGUGGGAACACCCGGCAAUCUGAUUGUGAAAAGUGCCGCCAGUAUACCAACUAAGAAAAUGUUAAUUGCCGGUUUGGGACCAACAGCUUGUGCAAUUAUUUUCAUAUGGUUGUUCAUAUAUCUAUGGGGACCGGUUAUCUGGCCCGAUAUAGUUACUCUACCAGAUUGGGCCACAGCUCGA
Iphiclides podalirius (scarce swallowtail) is the source of this 759-nucleotide messenger RNA. NCBI's taxonomy places the organism in Eukaryota, Metazoa, Arthropoda, Insecta, Lepidoptera, Papilionidae. The record is from the annotation of a GenBank genome assembly.